AUGAACCAGCCGCUCAACAGCCGACCAAUCAUCGGGGUGUUGGCACAAGAAUCCCGUAAAGACAAUCAGCCUACAGACAGAUUUUCCUACAUCCCUGCUUGCUAUGUGAAAUACCUGGAGGCAGCCGGGGCCAGAGUCGUACCUGUCAGAUUAAAUCUAUCAGAAGAAGAAUAUACCAAGAUAUUCAACUCAAUAAACGGGUUGGUGCUGCCGGGAGGAGCUUCAAAUCUGCUGGCGUCGCACUACAGUCGAGCUUCCAGUUUUUUUUUCAACUCUGCUCUGAGGGCCAAUGAUGCCUCGGACUACUUCCCCAUCUUGGGAAGUUGUCUGGGCUUCCAGCAGCUGACUGUCUUAAUAGCGAAGGAAAACCUGCUCACGCUCACUGACACCACGGCUGUGGCUCUGCCGCUCAAACUCACACCAAUGGGCCAUUCCAGUCGUCUGUUUCAGAGUUUCCCCAAAGAUGUGCUGAGGUCUCUGACAGAGGAAAACAUCUGCCCCCACUUCCACAAGUGGAGUCUGACCACAGAGAGCUUCAACAGGAAUCCCAGGCUACAGGAGUUUUACAAGGUCCUGUCGACGAACCACGAUGGGAAGCAAGAAUUCAUCUCCACUAUCGAAGCCUACCGGUAUCCAAUUUAUGGAUUACAGUGGCAUCCGGAGAAAUCCCCCUUUGAGUGGAUCGACAAACCGGGGAUGAUUCACUCCACCGCUGCAAUAAGAGUCUCCUUCUACUCUGGCAGCUUCUUCGUCUCUGAAGCCAGGAAGAGCAACCAUCGUUUCCCGAGUCAGGAGGAGGAAGAGAGAGCGCUCAUCUACAACUUCUCUCCCGUCUUCAAUGGCAUGAAGUCCAUCUUCAUUCAGAACUAUUACUUUGAUUGA
Messenger RNA from Limanda limanda (common dab), 882 nucleotides. RefSeq names its product gamma-glutamyl hydrolase-like. Lineage: Eukaryota; Metazoa; Chordata; Actinopteri; Pleuronectiformes; Pleuronectidae. Gene Ontology annotation, cellular component: vacuole. Gene Ontology annotation, molecular function: gamma-glutamyl-peptidase activity. Gene Ontology annotation, biological process: tetrahydrofolylpolyglutamate metabolic process. Bases 1 to 882 code for a protein of 293 amino acids. The transcript has 9 exons. The record is from RefSeq and is a predicted model, not a curated record.